This is a messenger RNA of Dictyostelium discoideum AX4, 654 nucleotides long. RefSeq lists its product as hypothetical. The coding region runs from base 1 to 654 and encodes 217 amino acids. Lineage: Eukaryota; Evosea; Eumycetozoa; Dictyosteliales; Dictyosteliaceae. The transcript has a single exon. The record is from RefSeq and is a predicted model, not a curated record.
AUGAUAUAUCCAAAUGAUGUUAUGAAUGAAGUUCUCCGUGACGAAAUUGGAUGUGACUUAUUUAGAAAUUAUUUAAAAACUAUAUAUUGUUCAGAAACUUUACAAUUUUGGACAGAGAUUGAAGCAUUCAAAGCCUUUGCGCCACCACCAAAAACCGAAAAUAAUGGUACCCUUUUAGCUUUUUCAUCAACUCCAAUUGAAUCAUCAUCAUCUUCAUCAAAUAAUAAUAAUAAUACAUCUUCAAAUAAUAAUAAUAAUAAUGGUGGUUGUUUCUCAUCAAAUAAUAAUAAUAGUAAACAAGAUAACACUAAAUAUUUACCACAAGAUGAACUCCACGAAAAAGCACAAAAUUUAUUCGAUAGAUUCCUUGAGAAUGGUUCAGAAUUUGAAUUAAAUAUCGAUGCACUUAGCAGAGAAGUUGUACGUACCAAACUUUCUGAUGAUAUCGAUUCUUCAUUAUUUGAUGAUGUACAAAAGGUAGUUUAUGAAAGUCUUUGGAUGGAUUGUUUCCCACCAUUCACUCAUACUUUAGCAUACAAUAGAUAUAAACAAGAUACUGGAAAAUGUCAUUUACCAGAGUUCUUACGCAUUAGCUUCAAAAGAAAGUCACCAAAGAAAGAUGAUAAUAUUAGAAUGAAACCAAUUUCAAAAUAA